AUGGGGGACCGGAGGUCGUCAUUUUCCUUCCGAUUUUGGCCACCAGCUUCCCGCCGUUCUCCAACAACUGCACCAUCUCAAAACACAACCAUCCCCCUUUCCUCCACAACUCCUCCUGCAGCUGAAAGAAGUUCGGCUGGCGAGACAACCACCCCUACCCCUGCUCCUACCCCCAUAACUCCAUCUAAGGUAGAAACUCAAUUGACUGGGGAUGCAAGCACCCCAAUUCCCACAACUCCAUCUACAGCAGAAACUCAAUCGGUUGGGAAUGCAAAAACCCCCACAACUCCAACUACAGCUGAAAUUCAAUCGGCUGGCCAGUCCUCCACCAUUACCCCCAUCCCAACAACUCUCCCUACUGCUGAAACUCAAACGGCUGAGAAGGCAACCAACCCUACCACCAACACAAUCUCCACAACUCUAAAUACUGCUGAAACUCAAGCUGAUGAGCAGGCAACCAACCCUACCAUCAACACCGCCCCCACAACUCCACCUACUGCUGAAACUCAAACAGCUGGGCAUGAGACCACCCCCUCCUCCACCACUAACACCCUCACGACUCCACUUACAGAUGAAACCCAAACUCUAACACCUAGCCAGUCAAACACAAACACAACCCGUGUCGCCACAGUGCCACCUUCAAGUGAAGCCCAGAUGGCUAACCAGCCUACUGCCACCUCAAUUGGCCCUACAAUAGAGUCCCAAACCUCAUCACCAAUUCGUUCAACCGUUCAACCUGGUGUCCCAUCAAGGACGGCAUCACCCUAUCAUGCAACAACAAAAUCACAAUCACCUCCUCAGCCUUCAUCUCCAUCUCGUGCAUCACCUAAAUCACGAGCCACACCCUCAUCUCCAUCUCGCAUGGGUUCUCUGAACUCCUUGACACGCCAAAGCGCAUCACAAGCUCAUUCACCCUCCCGUCCAGCCUCACCCACCCCAAAGCAGACAUAUUCACCAUCUAUCAAGGGUGUUGAGCCUACUUCCACAUCGAAGACAUUACAGCACACAACCAAAGAGAUAUCCCAUCCUCUUUCCAAUUCUCAUGACCCAAAUACUGUUUCUAAUGGAGAAGCACCGAAGCCAUCAGCAUCUGAACAAGAGUCUCUAGAAAUUCAGCCAAAGACAAAAGUUAAAUCUGAUACUGUUGAUGACUCUCAUAAUCAAACUGCAUCUGAAAGAAGCAUCAAACACAAUGAAAUGGAAGUAGAGACUUCUAAAUCAUCAGAGAUGGGAGCUGUUACUAUAUCGACCGUUUCCCAAGGUCCUGAGACAGCUGAGGAAACACAAAAAUGGGAUUCUUCCAGCAUCGAUGGUGACAAAAAGCCCCUCAUGGAAUCAAAUGCAAAACCUGAAGAAACUAAAGAAGUGAAGGAGGUAAUUCAAGAGACAAAAGGUGCAGCUGAUGGCAAAAGAAACAACGAAGGCAAUGAUUUUCUCGCUGCAAAAUCAGGAUCAAGAGCACAAACAGUAGAGGAGGCCAGCGUUAUAAAUGAAUCAGAGCAGAUGCAUGGAGAAACACAAGGGACCCUUGGCAAAAAAGAGACACUACCAACCUCUCUCUUCAGUGGAAAACCAACCAAAACAAGUUCUCGACCAGGGAGUAAAAGCACAAGUAUUCCAACUCAAAAAUUAUCUACUCAGUCAAGCCGAGAACAAGUGCCCUUGCACAAAGAGAUCAAGGACGACAUUUCGACAUUUGUCAAUCGAAUGGCCAUUGGAAACCCCAAAAAUUCCCUUAAUGACAGACCAGUAAGUAUCAUUACACUUGCAGGAGAAAACAGAGGAGCAUCAAUGCAGUUUGGAUCGGGUUCAUCAAAAGGGAAAGGGGCAGUUCACAUUCGCAGAGGCUACAAGAUCAAUCCUGAUGAAAGUCCUGAAGCAGCCACUGAUGGCAAUGGAAGUUGGAAUGGUAAGAAAUCGGAAGAUGCGGAAGGAAAAGAAGAUCAGCCAACAGAGACAUAUGUAAACAACAAUGCGCAGGGAAUCAAUAACUCGAUAGUGUUCAACAGUUCCAUGAAUGAAAGGAAUCCCGGAGUCCAUAUUAUUGCCAUUCGUGCUCAGAAAGAACCUACCAAGUCAACUGAUAAAAUAAGGGCCCUUGAGAAUUGA
Molecule: messenger RNA, 2109 nt
Organism: Fraxinus pennsylvanica
Lineage: Eukaryota; Viridiplantae; Streptophyta; Magnoliopsida; Lamiales; Oleaceae
Source: the annotation of a GenBank genome assembly